AUGGCGACUUUGAAGUAUCUGUAUGUCAUUCUUGGUAUUUUGCCGCUGCGUCAACUGAUCGCUUCGCAGUUGAAAGAUGAUGUGUUUCUGAUUCUGGCUCCUCGAGAUCUUACCCUCCAGGAGAAGGAGGGGGUUAUGGAGACAAGUCGAUAUAAGCGUAUUGUCAUAGAAAACAACGCUGUCAAGGCCUCUAUGAGGGAGGCACCAGUUUCUAACAAGACAAAAAGAAAAUCGGCGAGAAGCGGAAAACAUAGAAAAGAAAAGCCAGCCUCUAGCCAGUCUUCGUCUCAAAUCACAACUGAGGAUCCUGAGCUUCCCGAUACAAGUCAAAUCCCGCUGUUUGAUGCAAUGACACAGGUUGUUCCUUCGCUGGAGCCCAAGGCUCAUACAACACCGGAUCAAGUCUUGGUUGUUGUUGAAAAUGUCGCAACGGACGAGGGAGGAAGAACCUUACAAGGCUUGUACGCAACUCCAGUUGCAAGCGGUGAGACUUCCAAGGUAUUCGGAGUAGAAACUCGCUUGUCAUUAAAUGGGCAUCUUCUCAGUUCAAGAGAUGUCGUCCGAAAGUGCGCGGUCAAACGUCUACAUGAAUCUACAAGUCCUGAGCAAUUCUGGGCCGAAUAUGAGUCCUUGAAGCGUCUGAAAAGCUUGAAUCAUCCUCACCUGAUAGAGACACUCUCUGUCUUCAGAUCCGAGAUGGGUACGACACAGCACUUCAACUUCCUAUUUCCAUUGGCUCUUUCGAACUUGAAACGUCUCUUUCGCGAUCCUUAUGUCCCAGUAACCCUUCGAAACCGAAAUCUUGAUUCUCUUUGGGGCCAGAUUCCCGGGCUUUCAAGUGCAGUUGCCUACCUUCACGACUCUGCUCAUAUGGCCCAUCGCGACAUCAAGCCGUCAAAUAUCCUGAUCUAUGAGGAGCCUUCCGGUACAGGACUUUCUCUCAAGCUCACAGAUUUCGGGUUGUCAGUCGAUCUAUCUAGAGCCAGGACCUGGGAGCAAGGCAGUCGAGCUCGUCAGUCAGCUUGGCUGUAUGACUCUCCAGAAGUUCGGAACGCGUCUCCCAUGCCAGGGGUAGAAACGAGCGCAAGAAUCAAGAUCCCUUCUUCAUCAGAUUUGAUGGCUAAUGACGUAUGGAAAUUGGGAUGCGUGUUUACAGAGAUGCUUGCAUAUCUGGUCUGUGGAGGUGCCUCUGGUGUAGAGGCGUUUCGCGACCACAUAACAACUACAGAAGACAAUAUUUCUUCUGACGUGUUUAACGAUACUCGCUUCGAUGAUGGUGAGCAGGUCAAACCUCAGGUUCUCGAAUUUAUUGAGCGAAUGGCGUCCAAGGACCAUCGAGCUGAGAUGUUGCAAUCCGUUGUCAGUGACAUGCUUGCCAAAUCGGCCUUGAGGCCUACAAUAGCAUACAGAGACUUUCCGAAUAUCAGCUGGAAUGACGGCUUAAGAGUAGUUCGUUUCGUUCCAGGGGAUCGUUUUUCACGCUCACGCUUCGAUACCGUAAGACUCAAGAUUGAGGAAUGGACUGGUCGGCCAAUAGACUGGACUCCAUUACAACAACCAGUGCCAAAAGUUGAUGCCUAUGACCAUGUAGUAACUUGGGAAUGGCACGGCAUUGACUUAUCUCUUGCUCUUUCAUAUGAUGACUUUUGUCGCUACAGAGCAACAUGCCUCCCUUUGACCACUAACAAUGUUCCCCUUCUCCCUUUUACACGACAAGGCUUCAAGGCACAACAAACAGCGAAGCUAAGACCCCCUAUGCAACCUUCUAAUCUCGCACAAGCAUCUCAGACCUCUCUCGGCACUAAUAUCCUCGCCACCAAUGCUCCCCCGGCAGUACAAACAUCCGUAGAUACAAAGGACAUUUACUGGUGCAUUGAGAAAAACUUUACAGAGCCAACAGAGAUAUACCUUUCCCCCAUUGAGAACGCAGAGACUUUAGACGACGAACAGCUGUUUCGUCAGGUCAACAAGGCCAUUGGUAGCACAGAGGGCUGGGUACGCCGACUCUUGUCAUGGAAGCGUUGUACUGCGAUCGAUUUUGUUCAGUUCCUUGUUAUCUGGGAAAACAAAGACCAAGUCAACCCUAUCCAGAAAGAGCUUCCUCCCCCUAAUACUCCAUUCUACAACCAUUCUGUUCCUUUGCCUCACGACUUUCACAUGAGAGCAGCUGGAUUGCAGAUGGUAUUUGGAUUGCGUGAUCCAAAAAAGGGCAGAGGAGAAACAACUAUUGUUGAUAUGCUUCCCAAGAAGAGAAACCCUCCCCCUUUCUCGAAGCGAAUAUCAGAACCUGGCUGGGGUCUGCAUGCCCAGAUGGGGUUCUCUCAGCGAAGGUUCCUGGCGUGGCUGGUCUUCUGCAUUAUCUUGGGUGGAAUCUUUGUGAUUUUCUGGCUGGUCUUUAUUAACAAGACGGACCUACAGAAUGCCUAUAUUCCUACUUUUCUUUUUGCAACUUUACUGACUGUUGGGCUGGGAUUGCUUCAGGUAGCGUACUGA
Fusarium mangiferae is the source of this 2493-nucleotide messenger RNA. RefSeq lists its product as uncharacterized. Gene Ontology annotation, biological process: peptidyl-serine phosphorylation; peptidyl-threonine phosphorylation. Gene Ontology annotation, molecular function: ATP binding; protein serine/threonine kinase activity. The transcript has 6 exons. Lineage: Eukaryota; Fungi; Ascomycota; Sordariomycetes; Hypocreales; Nectriaceae. Bases 1 to 2493 code for a protein of 830 amino acids. The record is from RefSeq and is a predicted model, not a curated record.